This is a messenger RNA of Knipowitschia caucasica, 237 nucleotides long. The record is from the annotation of a GenBank genome assembly. Lineage: Eukaryota; Metazoa; Chordata; Actinopteri; Gobiiformes; Gobiidae.
AUGGCAGUGUUCAUCCACAGCUUGUCAUCACUUAUCUCUUCAAUAACCUCCAGCACAGGUCAGGGGCAGCACAAAGACCCACAGCAGUCCCCAGCUGCCGGACCCUCCCCCAGGACCCCCCUCUCCACUCUACGACAGGCGCGUGAAUGGGAGUGUGCCUCUGCUUCACCCCCCAAACCUCCCCUGCUGGAGGGUCUGGAUGAGGGCCAUGAGGACAACAGCGCCCUCUACCUCUGA